Durusdinium trenchii is the source of this 444-nucleotide messenger RNA. Lineage: Eukaryota; Dinophyceae; Suessiales; Symbiodiniaceae. The record is from the annotation of a GenBank genome assembly.
AUGCUCGCUCACUUGCCUGUUUCAGUGGUGGAUGUUAUCCGGGCUGACACAUACCGCGGCGGGGACCUUAUCAUCUUGGAGUCCACAAUCGCAAGGCCUUCGUCGCAAGAGUUGGCAAAUAACUUCUGCUGGCUAAAGCCAAUCGUGUUGUACUCGCCGCGCAAGGUGCCUUCAGGAUAUUUCUUGACCGAUGCAUUUUUGAUGCUGGACCAGAAGCUGGGUCGAAAGCUCUUUCGACCUAAGGCUGGUGAAGACAGAACUUACCUGGCGGGUCGAGAAGGAGUCAAAGCAAAACGGUGCAUUGGAGCGUUGCGCCACCUAUGGCGCAACACUGGCAACGCCCAUGAUUCCAGGGUGCAGGACAUGAAGAGUUGCCUUGCACCGUCUCCUCCUCGAGGCGCCGAUGAGGAUGCGAUGCCGCCAGCUGAAGAUGCUCAGCUGUAG